UCUGUGCCAGCCCCGGGCUCGAUGCUGAUGCGCGUCCGGUGACGCGGAGGGGCCGCUGGGCGGCGCCCCGGGAGGAGCGGGCGCAACGGGAGGCGGCGGCGGCGGCGGCGGGGAUGGACGAGCCCAGCAUCCUGCGGCGCCGGGGCCUCCAGAAGGAGCUGAGCCUGCCGCGCCGAGGAAGAGCUUGCCGAAGCAGCAAUAGGAAGAGCCUGGUGGUGGGCACCCCCUCUCCAACCCUCUCACGGCCUCUCUCCCCGCUCUCUGUGCCAACAGCUGGGAGCAGCCCCUUGGACAGUCCCCGCAACUUCUCUGCCAGCACCUCCAUCAACUUCCCAUUCGCUCGCAGCCAUGCUCCUCGGACUGACAGGGCUGAUGGCAGAAGGUGGUCACUGGCUUCGCUACCCUCCUCUGGUUAUGGGACCAACACCCCCAGCUCCACUGUCUCGUCAUCUUCAUCCUCCCAGGAGCGCCUGCACCAGCUGCCGUACCAGCCCACCCCCGACGAGCUGCAUUUCCUUUCUAAGCACUUCCGCAGCACAGAGAGCGUCAUGGAUGAGGAAGGGCGGCACUCGCCUUGCCUGCGCCCUCGGUCCAGGAGCCUGAGCCCUGGACGGACGAGUGGAAUGUUUGAUAAUGAGGUGGUGAUGAUGAACCAUGUCUACAAGGAGAGGUUCCCCAAGGCCACGGCCCAGAUGGAAGAGCGUCUGCAGGACACCAUCACCAACUUCUCUCCGAGCAGCACGCUGCCGCUGGCAGACGGGGUGCUGGGCUUCAUCCAUCACCAAAUCAUCGAGCUGGCCCGUGACUGCUUGGCAAAGUCCCAGGGAGCUCUCAUCACCUCCCGCUACUUCAUGGAGCUGCAGGAGAAGCUCGAGAAGAUGCUCCGGGAUGCUCAGGAGCGUUCCGAGAGCGAGGAGGUGAAGUUCAUCGACCAACUGGUGAGGAAGCUGCUGAUCAUCAUCUCCCGUCCUGCUCGCCUCCUGGAGUGCCUGGAGUUUGACCCGGAGGAGUUUUACCACCUCCUGGAAGCUGCAGAAGGACACGCCAAAGUUGGCCAGGGAAUAAAGACCGAUAUCCCCCGCUACAUCAUCAGCCAACUCGGGCUCGUCAAGGACCCACUGGAGGAGAUGGUGCAGCUGGAUCACUUCGACAGCGGGAACACCAUCACACCAGAGAACGAUGAUGCCUGUGAGAGCCAGCCUUCAGCCACCGCUCCUCGGAGGAAGCCCUGUGAGGGGGACUUUGAGACCAUCAAACUGAUCAGCAACGGCGCUUAUGGGGCCGUGUACCUGGUGAGGCACAGGGAGACGCGGCAGCGCUUCGCCUUGAAGAAGAUCAACAAGCAGAACCUCAUCCUGAGGAACCAGAUCCAGCAGGUGUUUGUGGAAAGGGACAUCCUCACCUUCGCUGAGAACCCCUUUGUGGUCAGCAUGUUCUGCUCCUUCGAGACGAAGCGGCACCUCUGCAUGGUGAUGGAGUAUGUGGAAGGGGGGGAUUGUGCCACGUUGCUGAAGAACAUGGGCCCUCUGCCUGUUGACAUGGCCAAGAUGUACUUUGCCGAGACAGUUCUUGCUCUGGAGUAUCUGCACAACUACGGCAUCGUCCACCGGGACCUCAAACCUGACAAUUUGCUCAUCACCUCUAUGGGCCACAUAAAGCUGACAGACUUUGGUCUGUCGAAGAUCGGCUUGAUGAACAUGACCACGAACCUCUAUGAAGGGCACAUGGAGAAGGACACUCGGGAGUUCAUGGACAAGCAGGUGUGCGGCACUCCGGAGUACAUUGCCCCAGAAGUCAUCCUCAUCCAGGGCUAUGGGAAGCCCGUUGACUGGUGGGCCAUGGGCAUCAUCCUCUACGAGUUCCUGGUGGGCUGCGUCCCCUUCUUUGGAGACACCCCCGAGGAGCUCUUUGGGCAGGUUAUCAGCGAUGAAAUUAUGUGGCCAGAAGGGGAUGAGGCUCUUCCUGCAGAUGCCCAGGACCUGAUCACCCGCUUGCUGAGACAGUGUCCCCUUGAACGCUUGGGCACCGGGGGUGCACAUGAGGUGAAGCACCAUUCCUUCUUCCUCCACCUGGACUGGAACGGGCUGCUGCGGCAGAAGGCCGAGUUCAUCCCCCAGCUGGAGUCGGAGGAUGACACCAGCUACUUUGACACUCGCUCGGAGCGGUACCAGCACUUGGAUUCCGAGGAUGAAGAAACCAACGAUGAGGAAUCAUCCGUGGAGAUCGGGCAGUUCUCCUCCUGCUCCCAUCGCUUCAGCAAGGUGUACAGCAGCUCUGAAUUCCUGGCAGUUAACUCCAGCCUCAGCGUCUCCUCCUCCGACCGGAGUCACAACGAGGACAAGGAGGACAGGCACUCGGGAGACGAGGACAAGAGCCGCAUGGCGAGCACUGAACCCCGGCUCCGCUCCUGGACAUCCUGCAGCUCCACACCAUACAGCUCCCGGCACGAGCGGAGCCGCAGCCCCACUGCGCUGCCCAGCACCGUCAGCCUGGACACCAUGCCCAAGUUUGCCUUCUCCUCGGAGGAUGAAAGCCCUUGCGUGGCAUCCUCCAAACCGGAGAGACCCAAGUUUGUGCUGGGAGACCCUGACGCAGGGACCGGUGGUGUGGUGAAGCCGUCGGUGCUAUCCGCCGACCUCGUCAGCCUGAACCACAUCCGCCUCCGAAGCAACAGCACCGGCACCAAAACCCCGGCUCCACGGGGCCUGGAGCCGGGUGGGAGCCGCCGGCUGAGCAGCCAGAAGGAUGUGCCGGACAGACAGAGAGCCUCGCCGGGCAGCCGCGUCCCCAAAUCCGCCUCUGUCUCAGCGCUGUCCCUCAUCAUCACAUCAGACGACUUCAGUGGAGGUGCCCUGAUGAGCCCCAUCUCCCCCCACUCCCUCUCAUCCAACCCUUCAUCCCGUGAUUCCUCCCCAAGCCGAGAUUCAUCCCUGGCCAUCGCCAGCCUGCGGCCCCCCAUCAUCAUCCACAGCUCGGGCAAGAAGUACGGCUUCACCCUGCGCGCCAUCCGCGUCUACAUGGGUGACAGCGACGUCUACACCGUGCACCACAUGGUCUGGAGCGUGGAAGAGGGGAGCCCGGCGCAGGAAGCAGGGCUGAGAGCGGGUGACCUCAUCACACAUGUGAAUGGCGAGUCAGUGCUAGGGUUAGUCCAUCGGGACGUCGUGGAGCUGCUGCUGAAGAGUGGGAAUAAAGUGGCCCUGAGGACCACGGCCCUGGAGAACACCUCCAUCAAAAUUGGCCCCGCACGGAAAAACAGCUCCAAGACCAGGAUGGCGCGGAGGAGUAAGAAGAGCAGGAAAAGGGACGGCCAGGAGAGGAGAAAAUCCCUUUUCAAGAAGAUCUCCAAGCAGUCGUCGGUCCUGCACACCAGCCGCAGCUACUCCUCGGGCCUCCAUCACUCCCUGUCCUCCAGCGAGAGCCUCCCGGAGUCCCCCACACACAGCGUGUCCCCCGGUCCCACGCCUCCCUGCCGCAGCCCCGCUCCCGACCUGCCCACAGAUGCUGUGUCCCCGCAGAGCACCUCUCCCUCCUCCAGCACCCCAACGUCACCCGCCGGCCACGUGCGCCCCAGCUCUCUGCACGGCCUCGCACCCAAACUGGGUGGGCAACGCUACAAAGUGGGACGUCGCAAAUCCACCAGCAGCAUCCCCCCUUCACCCCUCGCCUGUACCCCUUCCUCUGCCCAGCGCCCACCUUCUCCCCAACGCUCCCCAUCUCCGCUCCCUGGGUACCCCAAAACCCCUCAUUCCUUCCAAGGAAAGACCCUGUCCCCCCCCACCAUCGUCCGGCAGAGCUCACGGCCCCGCAGUGCUGAUUGCCCCCGCUCCCCGCUCCUCAAGCGUGUCCAGUCAGCUGAGAUCGUCACCAUCCUGGUGGAGAAGAAGACCGGCAGUGCCCGCAAGCUGGGGCUGGAGAUGCCCACCAUGGAUGGGGAGGCCAUCGGGGAGGGUGACGCACCGGGGUACCCCGGGGAGCACGGUUAUCACCCCGCUGCCAGCUCCCGGCUGGCGGAGAGGCACGACCGGGACCAGGAGGUGGUGGUUAUGCGACGCUUGAACCUCUCGGAGCGCCGGGACUCCUUCAAGAAGCAAGAAGCGGUUCAAGAAGUGAGUUUUGAUGAGCCGGAUGCGGUGUCGGCAAGUGAAGACGGUGGCAAGGGUGAAGGCGGGCAGGCGGGGGGCACCGAGAAGCCAAAGCCCAGCUCGGUCCCACAGAUCGCGGUGCAGGGAUCCGAGAGCGACGAGCAGGAGCUGGCGGUGGCUGAAUGGGAAUGCCAGGGCUCCUACCCCAUCCGCAGUGCUGAGGAGCCCAACAGCAGCAUCUCCUUGCGGUGGCGGGAUGGAUGCGAGCAUCCGGACCAUGGCUCCCAGCAGCACUGGAACUGCAGAGAGGGAGCAACCGGCCACCGGCAACCCCAGCGGGGCCAGGGGCCAUUGGGUGCUCAGCACCCAGCACCCCGGAGCAGUGCAUGGAGCGGGACCAAGCACCCUUGAGCCUCC
This is a messenger RNA of Neopsephotus bourkii (Bourke's parrot), 4502 nucleotides long. RefSeq names its product microtubule associated serine/threonine kinase 3 (gene MAST3). The transcript is spliced from 28 exons. NCBI's taxonomy places the organism in Eukaryota, Metazoa, Chordata, Aves, Psittaciformes, Psittacidae. The coding region runs from base 114 to 4496 and encodes 1460 amino acids. Gene Ontology annotation, biological process: intracellular signal transduction; peptidyl-serine phosphorylation. The record is from RefSeq and is a predicted model, not a curated record. Gene Ontology annotation, molecular function: ATP binding; protein binding; protein serine/threonine kinase activity.